This is a messenger RNA of Sinocyclocheilus grahami, 1543 nucleotides long. RefSeq names its product transcription factor E3-like. The transcript is spliced from 9 exons. Lineage: Eukaryota; Metazoa; Chordata; Actinopteri; Cypriniformes; Cyprinidae. Gene Ontology annotation, biological process: regulation of transcription by RNA polymerase II. Bases 351 to 1451 code for a protein of 366 amino acids. Gene Ontology annotation, cellular component: nucleus. The record is from RefSeq and is a predicted model, not a curated record. Gene Ontology annotation, molecular function: RNA polymerase II cis-regulatory region sequence-specific DNA binding; protein dimerization activity; DNA-binding transcription factor activity, RNA polymerase II-specific.
GCGUCACUGGGGUUUUCCAGUCAGAUUUACUCCCCUCAGUGUGCGGAGAAGAGAGCGAGAGAACUGUUUGCACAGCAGCCAGACUCUGAUUAAGGAACGAAGGACUUCGGACUUCUAAGACGCAUUUAUUUUUCAUCAAGCUGCAGUGCAGACUGCUAAAGGAAGCCUCGACGCGGGAAUCUGGGGAAACGCGUAGACCAGUUGUGCAGUAAACAUCUCGCUAGCGGUCGGGAAGUGCGACGGUCCUCUAUUCAACCUCUUCCGAAAACUUUAGCUCAGAGUAGUAUCAUUCUCGGUUACCCUAGCUCGUUUAUUUUGCUCUUUUUAAGUACCAUUUUACACCUGGAGAAAUGUCCAGCCUGCUUUCCGUCGAACCCGAGAAGGGCAGACCGGAAGUGGCGUUACCUGGGCAACAGGCGCUGCACGAGCGUCCUCAGACCGUCUACGUCAUAUUAGACUCCUCAGCCGAAUCUGUCGAUCUCAUCAGUGUUGAACCCCUUCUUCCUGAGUCUGGGAUUGUGGCAGAUAUUGAGGUAGAAGGCGUUUUCUCCACCGAUUUGGACACUUUCUAUGAGCUGAAGAGUCAACCCAUCACCCCAUGUGGCUCUGUGACCUCUGCUGACCCCGUGACCCCAGCCGGCUCCGUCAUGACGUCACGUGUGUUGAUGAGGCAGGAGCUGAUGCGACAGCAGGCUCAGGACCAGGAGAGACGGGAGGCCCAAAAACAGGCCUCCAGCGCUCAGCAGCGGCCCACUGAUGCCACCCCUGCCAUCUCUGUCGCAUCCGCCCUGCCGGCCACCCCGACCCAGGUGCCCGUGGAAGUGCUGAAGGUCCAAACGCACUUGGAAAACCCAACAAAGUACCACAUCCAGCAAGCUCAGAGGCAGCAAGUGAAGCAAUACCUCUCUCACACCCUUGGCAAUAAAAUAGCCAAUCAGACUCUGGCGACAUUGCCCUCGCCCCAGCCUGCCUCCGCCCCUGAGUUGGCUCCUGCCGCCAGUAGCACUCCCAGCAGCCCGCUGGCUGUGCUCAGCCUGGGAUCAAACAAAGAAGAGAUUGAAGACGUCAUCGAUGACAUCAUCAGCCUGGAAUCAAGUUUAAACGAUGAAUUUAUGACACUGAUCGACUCGGGUUUGCAGCUUCCCAACACGCUGCCGGUCUCAGGAAACCUCCUGGAUGUGUACAGCAGUCAAGGAAUGGCGGCACCCAGCUUCAUCGUCAGCAACUCCUGCCCUGCAGACCUGCAAAACGGUAAGAGAGAGUUGACCGAUCCCGAGGCAAAAGCUAUUAUGAAGGAGAGACAGAAAAAAGACAAUCAUAACUUGAUUGAGAGGAGAAGAAGGUUCAACAUUAACGACCGCAUUAAGGAACUUGGAGCUCUCAUUCCAAAGUCCUCUGACCCGUCAGUAUCACUGCUCUCGUUCUCACUUCUGUCUGGUUUUCAACAGUGACUGUUUCCAGUGCGAGAUGCGCUUGAACAAGGGCACCAUCCUAAAGGUGUCAGUCGACUACAUCCGUAAGCUACAGAAGGAGCAGCAGAGGG